CCCCAGCUACGCCACUGUAACAAGAGAUAUGAGUAAAAUCCCAAACCGUGUAGGGUGUAGUAAUUGUAUAUUCGGUAAAAAAAAUUGGUCAAAGUUCUAAGUGCGCGAAUAAUGGUUACUCGGGGAUACAUGUUUUGUGGGUAAUCGAAAUUAAGUGACGGCGCAGUAUCGGUAGCGUCCUCCGUCCGCACGCUCUAGGAUCUUUGGUCCGCACUGCGCGCGCCGCGGUACGGCACUCGCACACGUACACAACCACCCAAGCAGCUACCACAUACACGGCGUGACACAGACGUUCUCGAUCGCUCGCAGCCAGCUGCAUGCAGAACCCUUCUGUAGUAAUUGGCAGAACUCUGUAUCGAACAUUAGUUUUCAAAAUAUGUAACUAUUGAAGAUAGGCCCCUUACCACAUGCAAGCAAGAAAAUACAGUUACUCAGGAGGGACGGCGAGGGAAGAAAGAACAUAUGUCUAAGUUGUGGCACCGCUAGUGAAUGUUGAAUAAUGGGGAGUAAAGAGGGUAUUCGCCACCAGAUCUGUCAGCCCAAUGAGUUUGAGCUUCAGCACAGACCAGACUUCAUCACCCAUCUACCACCACUCAGUGCACCUCAGCCAGCCUUUAGUGAGAAGCCCAAGAUAGUCCAGCCAGGGGCCUACACCCAAGCUGCACCCACUAAAGAGCAGAAACACAGCCGGCAUGUCAGUGAUUCUAUCGCCAAUAACUACACUCCAUCAGCCAGAAACCUGACCACGUCUAUCAUCUAUGAAAUCACACGAAAACAUGAGCGUAGACAUUCCAGUGAGAAUCGUCACAUAUCAACCCAACAUACUGCUCCUACUCAACAUGGCUACUCGUUCCUGGAUGGAGGCACUGCAGAGAGACAGAUACGAACCAGUGGUGAUUCACCAAGGAAAAGCAGUCCUAGGGAGUCACCAAGACACAGGCAAACUGAUCCAUGGAGCCCCCGGCCAACAAGUGCCAAGACAACUCACUCUGCCAUCUCCUCCUCUCAACCUCUCCCUCCUAUCAAUGGUCCGACCCCACCUGUCAGUCCUAGACAGUCAGUUGUCAGUAUUGAUCGGAGUGUACCAUUAAAUGGAAGGGAUGAAGGGGCUUCAUCAGCAGGAACAGGACCAGACCAUUUAGUCAGCAUUCCUAUGGAUAGUGGAAGGGGAAGCUUCAACAGUAUUCAGGGUACACCACCGUCAGGUCUUGGAUCAGCCCCUCAUAUUAUUCCACCAAUCAAUCUAGUCAACUCAGAACAGCAUAAUGACACCCCAACAAGGCUUGUAAAUGGCCACGCCCUUCCCAAGUCACCAAGCCACACCCAACGAGACCAUGAUGAAGCUACGCAAGUUGUCUUACAAGUAGUAUUCCCACCCUACACUACUUCCACCCAUGGCCUGACCAGGCCUGCCACACCAGAAGAACAAGAUCAACCAAGGUAUUUCACUUUGAUCAAGGAUGCUAUUAGUCCCUCCAUGAUAGCACCACUAAGCAAGGAAUGUAUGAGGGGUAUUCAUCAAUUCAUCCCAAAGAAGCUCAAAGUAGAGCAUCUCGCACCCUGUCUCAAGGAGGUCACAGAUGAGGUACAGUCCUGUUACACCAGCAGUAUACGUCAGGCUAUCAUGGAUUAUAUCCUGAAAGACUCUGAGGAAAGAGAAAGACUUGGAAUCCCACUACCAGAAAAACUUAGUCACUCUGCUGGCCGGUUAUGGUUUCCAUGGCAACAGGCUGUGCUGGAAGCAAAGAAUUACAUGGCAACACAGCUGUACAUCACCCACCCUGUCAUGACCAGUAUUCUCUAUCUUUGGGAAACAAAGUACUCUAGUUUCAGGUUGAUUGAUAUCCCAGGUCUCAAGGAGGUGAUGCCUCUAACCAUGGAUGCAUUCCUAGCACAUGUUAAGGCCUCUAGUCUGAAAGGAAGACAGACUCUACUCAAUGAGUGGGUGCUGGAAUGUUCAUCUAUAAUUCGCAGCAACCAGGAUGAGAUAGAGCGAUGGAUGCCCAAUGAUGAGGAUGUUCGGAUGGACCACAUGGAUCACUUCUUCUCCUCAGUGGCUACCCUGAUGUCUGUAUGUCUCCGAGAUGGUGUUAAGAAGUCUGUAUUUGAUCUCUGUGAGUGGUUGGAGCAGUAUAGCGACGGCAAUAACUACGAAGGGGAAUACAAGCAGACAUCAUUGAGAUUACCUGUAUUACCUCAACCAUUUACAGUCUUCAUGGGACCCAGCAUGGAUGACAUCUGUAACUUCAGCCCUUCCUUUGAUGGCACAACACAACUCUUUCAUGAAGCCAUCUAUGUCAUGGUCCGGAGUUCACAGGGACUGCCCAGGGUGGAAACUGCCCUGUUUGAGAAGGUUAAUAAUCUGGUUGGGAGGAGCAUUAGCACAGUCAGGGAAGGGGAGGAGCUUGUUGAGAUUGCCAAGAGGCGGAUCCAGAAGUUGGUGAUGAGCAAUAGCCAUGGACCCAACAGGUACAAGUCAGUCUACAAGCCCUAUGCUUACCUCCUGAGCAGUGAAUCAGAUGUUAGAGUGGAGAAGUUUGUCGGUCGAGAGCAGCAUUUGCGAGAAUAUGUCCGAGAGAUAGAGAAACUCAAAGCGAUGGCCAAAGAGAUUGCAUCUUUGCCUGUCUAUGUGCCAAUGCACGUUUUCAUGCUGGACUGUAAUAACAUUAAUAGUUGGUUGAUGGCUCGAGCCGAUGACCUAGCCAACAUCAUGAUCACCAAUAUUGUUAUGACCAGUCACAAGUUCAACCGUGAUAUCUGCACCCAGUAUGACAACAUUGUCAGGAAGAUAACUCAGCAGUCAGAAUCCACAAACCAACUAGUUUCCUUGCAGGAAUAUGUGGAUGGAUUGUGGGUUGGUGAACUGCUACAAUUAAAGACCAGACUUGAGAUUGCAGCCAGUAACCUCCUCUUCCUAAUGGACUAUGCUACACUGUCCAAAGAUGAUCUGAUACUCAAUGAUACUACAUUCACCUGGAGCACCAGGAUUGUACCAAUCAUCAAAAAUAGCGAGACCAAACUGCAAAGAGAGCAUGAUAUUGCAGUCUCCAAGUUGUUGGACAGACAGCGUAAGUUCCAGGCUAGGUUACAUGAUGUACUUGAUGUUGUCAAGGGAUUCAAGACCAAAGAUAGGAUGUCUGAGGCUCAGGACUACCUGCUCAAGCUCCAAGACAUCCAGAAAGUUCUAGAGGAGUUUUAUCAAGAGAAAGCCAGCAUCAAUUUAGAAGAGAAGCUCUUAGACACAGGUCAGAUUAGUCCCUACACCUUGUUGGAUGACAUCCGUGAGAUGAAAGAACCAUUUGAUAAGCUUUGGCAGACAGCGGUUCAGUUCCAUCAGCAAUAUGAUAAAUGGAUGAAUGGACCCUUGCUUGAGGUUGAUGCAGAACUGGUCGAAGAAGAGGUGCAGUCUUUAUGGAAGACUAGUUACAAGUUAAGUAAGACCUUCGCUGGUAGUACUGACAUGAUGGGACCAAUGAGAGCAUCAAUCACCAUCAAAGCUAAACUAGAGAAGUUUAAGCUGAACAUGCCACUGAUUGGAGCUCUUUGCAACCCUGGUAUCAAACAGAGACACUGGGACAUGAUGAAUGAAAAGGCUGGAUUUAACAUGACCCCAACAAAGGAGACACCAUUACUGGAGAUGCUACAGAUGGGUCUUGAGAAGUACCUAGAGGAUCUAACAGAGAUCAGUUCGCAGGCAAGCAAGGAGUUUGCGCUUGAAAAGGCUCUAAUGAAGAUGAAGGAUGAUUGGGAGUCUGUUCAUUUCAACUUCACUGAGUACAAAGACACUGAACUGAGUAUCCUGUCAUCUCCUGAAGAUGUGCAAGUCCUGCUAGAAGAUCACAUUGUCAAGACCUCAACCAUGAGGGGAUCACCAUUCAUUGCUCCAUUUGAGAAGCAAGUGAAAGUCUGGGAAGAAACGUUGCAUCGUAUGAGUGAUAUUCUAGACUCUUGGCUCAAGGUCCAAGCAGCCUGGCUAUAUCUUGAACCAAUCUUUGGAUCGGCAGACAUUCGCCGCCAGAUACCAGUGGAGGGAUCUAUGUUUACAGAUGUUGAUGAGAAUUGGAGAGACAUCAUGCAGACUGCUGUGAUAAACACUCGUGCGUUAGUCGUGACAGCCCAGCCUCAUAUGCUAGAAAAUCUGCAGAAGUCAGAAGUUCUUCUAGACACCAUACAGAAAGGUCUGAAUGACUACCUGGAGAAGAAAAGACUGUUCUUUCCAAGGUUCUUCUUCUUGUCUAAUGAUGAGCUGUUGGAGAUCCUUUCAGAGACUAAGGAUCCACUUCGUGUCCAGCCUCACCUCAAGAAGUGCUUUGAGGGUAUUGCCAAGUUGUCCUUCACUGACACCAAGGAGAUUACAGCAAUGGAAUCAGCUGAAAUGGAAGCAGUAGAACUGUGCUCAAAGAUCAUUCCUUCCGAUGCAAAUGGUCUGGUGGAGAAAUGGCUAAUUCAGGUUGAGGACAUAAUGAGGAGAAGCCUACAGGAGGUGACAUGCAAAGCAGUGGAUGCAUACCCAAACACACCUCGCAAGACAUGGGUGUUAAACUGGCCUGGUCAGGUUGUCAUUGCAGCAAGUACAAUCUAUUGGACAUCAGAAGUGACCAAAGCAAUCCAAGAGAAUGGACUAGAGUCAUACCUGGCUAAGUGCAAUAAACAGAUUGAGGAGAUAGUGGAGUUGGUACGAGGCAAACUGACAAAGAUGGCUCGCAUUACAUUAGGAGCACUUAUUGUCAUUGAUGUUCACGCCCGUGACGUUGUUGCUAACCUCUGCAAGCAAUGCAUCACAGACCCCCUGAGUUUCUCUUGGAUCAGUCAGUUGAGAUACUAUCAUGAGGAAGGUAGCGUCAUGGUGAGAAUGAUCACAACUACAGUACCCUAUGGCUAUGAGUAUCUGGGGAAUACCAGUAGGCUGGUCAUUACACCAUUGACAGAUAGGUGCUAUAGAACUCUGAUGGGAGCCCUUCUACUUAAUCUUGGAGGGGCACCAGAAGGGCCAGCAGGCACGGGCAAGACAGAAACAUGCAAAGAUCUGGCUAAGGCUGUGGCUAAGCAGUGUGUUGUCUUUAACUGUUCGGAUGGGCUGGACUAUAAGGCCAUGGGCAAAUUCUUCAAAGGUUUGGCAUCAUCUGGGGCCUGGGCUUGCUUUGACGAGUUCAACAGGAUUGAACUGGAGGUCUUAUCAGUAGUAGCCCAGCAGAUACAGAGCAUCCAAAGAGCUGUAGCAGAACAGGUCACACAGUUUGUGUUUGAGGGGACAGAAAUCUCAUUGGAUCCAUCAUGUACUAUGUUCAUUACCAUGAACCCUGGCUAUGCAGGAAGGGCAGAACUACCAGACAACCUCAAGGUCUUGUUCCGGACUGUUGCCAUGAUGGUACCAGACUAUGCCUUGAUUGCUGAGAUCAGCCUGUACUCCAUGGGUUUUGUGGCUGCUAGGUCACUGUCUACUAAGAUUGUAGCUACCUACAAACUCUGCUCAGAACAGUUAUCAUCGCAACAUCACUAUGACUAUGGUAUGAGAGCAGUGAAAUCAGUUCUAACAGCAGCUGGUAACCUAAAGCUCAAACACCCAGAGACUGCUGAAGAUAUACUGGUACUCAGAUCCAUCAAGGAUGUCAAUCUGCCCAAGUUUUUGUCACAUGACAUCCCGCUGUUUGAGGGUAUCAUCUCAGACCUCUUCCCUGGACUGGAGAUGCCCAGGCCAGACUAUGGUGAACUAGAGAUGACAUUAAGUAACACUAUUAUAAAGAAGAAGCUUCAGCCCGUACCUUGGUUUAUUGAAAAGAUCAUUCAGAUCUAUGAGAUGAUCCUUGUCCGUCAUGGUUUGAUGAUUGUCGGAGAUGCCAUCGGAGGCAAGACAAGUGCCUUCAAGGUGCUGGCAGACUCCUUGGGAGAACUACACACCAACAAGCUAAUGGAGGAAUUUAAGGUCAACUAUCAAAUUCUAAAUCCCAAAGCUAUUACCAUGGGUCAGCUGUAUGGCCGCUUUGACCCCAUCUCCCAUGAGUGGUCAGAUGGUGUGCUGGCCAACAUCUUCAGAGAACAGGCUGCUAGUACAAGUCAUGACCGCAAAUGGUGUGUGUUUGAUGGUCCGGUAGACGCUGUGUGGAUUGAGAACAUGAAUACUGUACUGGAUGAUAAUAAAAAGUUGUGUCUGAUGAGUGGUGAGAUCAUUCAGAUGAAUAACAAGCAGAAUAUGAUCUUUGAGCCAAAAGACUUAGAACAAGCCUCACCAGCCACUGUCAGCAGAUGUGGCAUGAUCUACAUGGAGCCUGUACAGCUUGGAUGGAAACCCCUUGUUAUAUCAUGGAUGGAAUACCAGUUACCAGACUUCCUGACCAAACCACAGAAAGAACUGAUCAAGAUGAUGUUUGAUUGGCUGUUGCCGCCGUGUCUCAGUCAUGUGACCAAGCAGUGUCGUCAGCUUGUGGCUGUGUCUGACAUGCACAUGACAAUGUCCAUGUUGAAGCUGUUUUCCUGUCUCCUAGAUGAAGUCAAGGCCAUACGGGAUAGUGAUGAAUCUGAUAGUGAGGAAGAUGAAGAAGAGGAUGUGGAGGCCCAGAAUCAAUCCAUGUCAGAGCAAAAGAUUCAAGAGGAAAGGACCAACAUGCUGGUCUGCCAUUUCCUCUUCUCACUGGUGUGGUCUGUAGGGGCUACCGUAGACCACUCUUCGAGGGAACAUUUCAGUGAAUUCUUCAAGCAGUUGUGUGAUAUGGACACAGCUGGUCGUCAUCCCAGGCCCAAGGAUCUCAAGUUUGCACGUAACCUCCUUAUCCCCAAACGUGGCACAGUCUAUGACUAUGUCUACAUCAGGAAGGUAUAUGGUUCCUGGCAUCGCUGGGAGACGUUGGUCAUGGCUAGCGAUAUUGGAGCUAAGGCUAAGCUUUGCAAGAAUGAUAGAGACUACAAGGUUAUGAUCAAUGAGUUGAUUAUAAGGACAGCAGAAACAGAACGCCAGUUGUAUUUCCUGCGAAAGUUUGUGAGCCAAGAGCGCCCUCUGUUGUUUGUGGGACCAACAGGCACUGGCAAGUCAGCCAUCACCAAUGCAUUCUUGCUGGAAUUGGCCAAGGGUCACUACAUCCCAAACAACAUCAACUUCUCUGCACAGACUUCAGCCAAUCAGGCGCAAGAUAUCAUUAUGGCAAAAUUAGACAGGAGACGGAAGGGAGUAUAUGGCCCGACUAUUGGUAAGAAGCUGAUCGUGUUUGUUGAUGAUCUGAAUAUGCCAGCCAAGGAGAAGUAUGGUGCCCAACCCCCAAUAGAGCUACUUAGACAGUGGAUCGAUCAUGGUUACUGGUUUGAUAGGAAAGACACCAGUAUGUUGCAUCUAGUAGACCUGUUGAUGGUGUCAGCUAUGGGCCCACCAGGUGGAGGACGGAACACCAUCACUCCACGAUUCCUACGUCAUUUCAACAUUAUCACCUUGGAUUCCUUUGAUGAGAAGACCAUGAAUAACAUCUUUAGUCCUAUCAUGGACUGGCAUUUUGACCAGGGAUUUGAGACAAGCCUGAAACGAUUCUCUCGGAUUAUGGUGUGUGCUACCACUGAUGUGUAUACCCAGUCCAUGUCCAACUUUCUGCCCACCCCUUCCAAGUCCCACUACGUGUUCAACCUGCGUGACUUUGCUCGUGUGGUCCAGGGUAUACUCCUGAUCCACCCCAAGUCUCUGUCAGACAGCAAGGAGGCAGGCAAUAAGUUAAUUCGCCUCUGGGUCCAUGAGGUCUACAGAGUCUUCUAUGAUAGACUAGUAGACGAUGAAGACAGACAAAUCUUUUUUAAGAUAGUCAAGAAUGUCGUUCAAAGCCAAUUCAAAGAAAAGAUGAAUUCUGUCUUUAGCCAUCUUCUGUCUGGAAAAAAUGUUACAGAUGCAAACAUCAGAAGUGACUCUAAAGAAGUGCGAUCGGAGGAUAUGAGAAGCCUGUUCUUUGGGGAUUAUCUGUCAGCAAGCGAGGAUGAAAAACUUUACGAUGAGAUAACUGACAUGGAUGCACUCAGAGAGUCAAUUGAGAAGAAUCUUGAAGAAUACAACAUGAUGAGCAAAGCACCCAUGGAUCUGGUCAUGUUCCAGUUUGCUAUUGAGCAUAUAUCAAGAAUCAGUCGAGUCUUGAAACAGCCUAAUGGCCAUGCACUGCUAGUGGGUAUUGGAGGCAGUGGACGACAGAGUGCAGCCAGGCUAGCUGCUUUCAUUGCUGUCUAUGAUCUCUUCUCUAUCGAGAUAACCAAAAACUACACAACAGCUGACUGGAAGGAUGACCUCAGGAGAUUGCUACGAAAGGCAGGAGAUGAAGGAGCUUCCAUGGUCUUUCUGUUUGGAGAUCACCAGAUCAAGGAUGAGUCUUUCCUUGAGGACAUCAACAUGAUCCUUAACACUGGAGACAUUCCUAACCUGUUUGAGAAUGAAGACAGGCUGGAGAUCAUAGAGAAGAUGCAGCAGCUUGCGGUUGCUGAGAAUGAGAAGAUUGAGAUGACACCACUCAACAUGUAUAACAAGUUUGUGGAGAGGAUCAGGCGUAACCUUCAUGUAGUACUGGCCUUCAGUCCCAUUGGCGAUGCUUUCAGGAAUCGCAUCCGCAUGUUCCCAUCCCUUAUUAACUGCUGCACCAUUGACUGGUUUAAGGCUUGGCCAGAAGAUGCCCUAGAGAUGGUUGCUCAUAAAUUCCUGGAUGAUGUUGAGAUGUCUGAUAAGGUGCGAGCUGAGACGGUGGUCAUGUGUAAACACUUUCAUGAGAGUGUCAGAGCCAUGUCAGACAUAUUUUUCUCUGUUUUGAGGAGACAGAAUUACGUCACACCUACGUCCUACUUGGAGCUGAUCAAGACCUUUAAGAAUCUUUUAAACAGGAAACGUAUGGAGAUCAUGACACUCAGGAACCGAUAUAUGGUGGGGCUAGAGAAACUAGACUUUGCCUCUUCACAGAUCUCAGUCAUGCAGGAGGAGUUGACAGCACUGCAGCCUAAGCUGAUCCAGAAUCGUAAGGAGACCCAGGAACUGAUUGAGAUCAUCAAGGAAGAGACAAUAGAGGUAGAUGAGAAGAGAAAGGUUGUGGCAGCUGAUGAGGCCAUUGCUAAUGCUGCAGCAGAAGAAGCCAAAUCUAUCAAGGCUGACUGUGAGAAGAAUCUGGAGAUAGCUAUUCCAGCUCUGAAUGCAGCCAUCAAGGCUCUGGAUACCUUGAAGCAACCAGACAUCACUAUCAUCAAGACCAUGCAGAACCCUCCACAGGGAAUCAAACUUGUCAUGGAAGCUAUCUGUAUUAUGAAGAAUGUCAAGCCAGAGAAGAAGACCAAUGAUCAGGGUAAAACCUAUGAGGAGUACUGGCCAGCAGCUAAAAAGAUGAUUGGAGACAUGAAGUUCUUGGAAUCUCUCAAAGAUUAUGACAAGGACAACAUUCCAGCACCGUUGAUGAAGAAGAUCCGAGACAACUAUAUCCCUAACCCAGACUUUGAUCCAGCCACCAUUCGUAAAGUCUCCUCUGCCUGUGAAGGCUUGUGUAGCUGGGUCAGGGCUAUUGAGGUCUAUGACAGGGUAGCCAAGAUUGUAGCUCCAAAGAGAGCACGACUUCACGAUGCUGAGUCUCAACUUGGUGAUCAGAUGAAAAUGUUGAAUGAAAAACGAGCUGUGCUGAAGGAAAUCACUGAUAAGCUGCAAGGUUUAAAUGACAAACUGACCAAGAGAAAUACAGAAAAGAAGCAACUUGAGGACAAUAUUGAGCUGACACGAUUGAAGUUGAUUCGAGCUGAGAAGCUGAUAUCAGGCCUAGGGGGAGAGAAGGAUAGAUGGAUGCAGCAAGCAGAAGAGUUGGGUGAAACCUUCACCAACAUUGUUGGAGAUGUUCUUAUAUCAGCUGGUGUUGUUGCUUACCUAGGCAUCUUCACACUCUCUUUCAGACAGGAAUGCUUAAAAGACUGGUAUGCUCUGUGUAAAGAAAAGGGUAUCCCUGUGUCCGAUGUAUUUUCACUGUCGGCCACUCUUGGAGAUCCCGUCAAGAUCAGGGAUUGGCAAUUGGCUGGUCUACCAGUUGACAAUUUUUCCAUAGACAAUGCCAUUAUAGUGACCAAUGCCAACCGCUGGCCCCUGAUGAUAGAUCCUCAGGGUCAAGCUAACAAAUGGGUCAAGAACAUGGAGAAACCAAACAAGUUACAAGUCGUCAAACUGUCUGAUCCUAACUACACCCGUGCCUUGGAAAACUGCAUACAGUUUGGCCAGCCUUGUCUUCUGGAGAAUGUUGGUGAGGAGUUAGAUCCCAUUCUUGAAUCACUACUUCUCAAGCAAACAUUCAAACAGAAUGGUCUUGAGUACCUGCGACUCGGAGAUAAUGUGAUAGAGUUCAGCAAAGACUUCAGGUUCUACAUCACCACCAGACUUCGCAACCCUCACUACCUGCCAGAAGUCUCUGUCAAAGUUACACUGUUGAAUUUCAUGAUCACCCCAUUGGGGCUUGAGGACCAGCUGCUUGGCCUGGUAGCAGCCAGAGAAAAGCCUCAACUUGAAGAGAAGAAGAACCAGCUGAUCAUUGAGGGUGCUCACAACCGUAAACAGCUCAAGGAGAUAGAGGAUAAGAUCCUGGAGGUUCUGUCUACCUCAGAAGGCAACAUCCUAGAGGAUGAGACGGCUAUUGAGAUCUUGUCUUCCAGUAAGGUGCUAUCCAAGGAGAUCUCAGAGAAGCAGGAGGUGGCUAGUAGGACAGAGAAGGAGAUUGAUGAGACAAGAGAUGGCUACAAACCAGUGGCUAAGCAUUCCUCCAUUUUGUUCUUUACCAUAUCGGAUUUGGCCAACAUUGAACCAAUGUAUCAAUACUCAUUGACAUGGUUCAUCAACCUUUACCUGCAGUCUGUCCAUGUCACUAAGACAAUGUCUCCAGUUGUGUUGGAAGAAAUACCAUCAAUUAAUUCCAGUCCGGCAUCCAGUGAUCUCCAGGAGAGAAUCAAUAGUCUGAAUAACCACUUCACCUACAGUAUCUAUCAAAAUGUCUGCCGAUCACUAUUUGAAAAGGACAAGCUCCUCUUCUCUUUCUUACUCUGUAUUGGACUUGCCAAGGGCAGGGGUGAUAUCGAUGACAGGGAGUGGCGGUUCCUCCUGACAGGAGGUGUGGCCUUAGAGAAUCCUUUCCCUAAUCCAGCCCCUGAUUGGCUGCCUGACAAAUCUUGGGCAGAGAUUGUCCGAGUGUCCAAUCUUCCUGCAUUUGAUGAUUUCAUGUUGAACUUUAGAAAUAAUUUGGAUGACUGGAAGAAGCUGUAUGAUUCACAUACUCCUCACGUGGAUAAGAUACCUGAACCGUGGGAGCUGACACUCAGCAGCAUACAGAAGCUGAUCAUAUUAAGAAUCAUUCGACCAGAUAAGGUUGUGCCAGCAGUAAGCAACUUCAUUGUGAAGCAGAUGGGUAAAGCCUACAUUGACCCUCCGACCUUUGACCUGACUAGGUCAUACCAGGACUCCAGUCAUUCCACACCACUUAUCUUUGUCCUAUCCCCCGGUGCUGAUCCUAUGGCAGGCCUGAUGAAAUUUGCAGUUGAAAAAGGUUUUCUCCAGCAAACUAGGCAGGAUUCUCUAGGCUCCAUAAAUCCUGGGUUCAGUCGCAAAGGCAGCCGAAACAGCAUGCUGAGAAAUGACACAUCAGCUCUAUCAACACCAGAGUUGAUAAGAACUGCAACACCAGAGGUUGAUGAGACGACUGAGACUGCUCAUCAGGCUGUCAGAGUUAAUGAAGUUGACAAGAUGAUAGAGGUUGAGCAGGAAGAGAAGAGAAAUGAGAAUGAUGAAACUGUCAAUACCAUGGCAAAGUCAGAGGAAACUGAAGCAACACCAACCCAAGCAUCACUGGUUGACACGCACACUGUUGUCCAAUCAAAUGCUGGUGGUGAUAAUAGGCCUCGAAGUAGUGUCCGCUUUGCAAACCUGAAUCCAGCUACUCAUAACCCCUCUGGUCCUCCCCAUGAGCCUCUGCAAUCCCAGCAGUCCUUACAUCCUAUUCUCAAAGAUGUCUCAUCUCGGGCUGUAAUUCUGGACAAGGCAGAUCAGUUGCACCAACCAAGUAGCCAAUCUAAGGACGAUACAAAGGAGAUGAAAUCAUCAAUAUAUCGCCCUCGCCUGGCAAGAACCAUCAGUCGAAUCAGUCGAAUGGGUGGUUCAGGGCUCCAGACCAUCUCACUUGGACAAGGCCAAGGACCAAUCGCUGCUAAGAUGAUUGAUGAGGCUGUGAAAAAUGGAACCUGGGUAGUCCUGCAGAACUGCCACCUAGCAACCUCCUGGCUGCCUACUCUGGAGAAGAUCUGUGAGGAGGUCAUUACAGAUGUAGAGAAGACCAAGCCAUCAUUCCGACUGUGGCUAACCAGCUACCCAUCACCGGCAUUCCCAGUAUCUAUGCUACAGAAUGGCAUUAAAAUGACCAAUGAACCACCCAAGGGAUUAAGGGCAAAUCUGCUCAGAUCCUAUCUCAAUGAUCCUAUCUCGGACCCAGUCUUCUUUGAUGGAUGUAACAAACCAGAGUUGUGGAGAAAACUCUUGUUCAGCCUGUGUUUCUUCCAUGCCUUGGUUCAAGAGAGAAGGCAGUUUGGUGCUCUAGGAUGGAACAUUCCCUAUGAGUUCAAUGAGUCAGACCUUAGGAUUAGCGUCCGUCAGCAACAGAUGUUCCUGAAUGACUAUGAUGAUGUACCAAUGGAAGCCAUCUCCUAUUUGACAGGACAGUGUAACUAUGGUGGUCGUGUUACUGAUGAACGAGAUCGCCGCCUUCUCAUGAGUCUACUGAGUAACUUCUAUAAUCCAGACCUACUACAGACAGAGAAUUACAGCUUUUCUGAGAGUGGCAACUACCAGUGUCCACUGUCUGGGCCAUACAAGAGCUACAUUAAAUACAUCCGGAGUUUACCUUUGACCCCUCACCCUGAGGUAUUUGGUUUGCAUGAGAAUGCAGAUAUCACCAAGGACCAGACAGAGACUCAUCAGCUAUUUGAUGGGAUUCUACUGACGCUUCCAAGACAGACCGCUGAGACACCACGUGAUGGCUCAAGCCUCAUUGAACGUGUGCUAAGCAGUCAACGCAAGGAUCAGGCAUCAGGAGCUGGUAGAACAGCUCAACAGAUCAUUGAAGACCUGGCAUCUGACAUCCUCUCCAAGAUCCCUCCUAACUUCAAUCUGGAAGAAGUCAAGAUGAAGUUUCCUGUGCGCUAUGAAGAAUCCAUGAACACAGUACUGGUGCAGGAGUUGAUCAGGUUUAACCGGCUGAUUGAUGUUAUCCGCAGCAGUUUGCUAGACAUCAGGAGGGCACUCAAGGGUCUCGUGGUCAUGUCUGCUGAUCUAGAAGAUGUAUUCAGUAGCAUGAUGGUGGGCAAGGUACCAGCCAUGUGGGCAGCCAAGUCUUAUCCCUCAUUGAAACCACUGGGAAGCUACAUCACAGAUCUCAUGGCAAGACUGCAGUUCUUCAAGGACUGGAUACAAUCAGGGAUGCCAUCUGUCUUCUGGAUGUCAGGAUUCUACUUCACCCAGUCCUUCUUGACAGGUAGUAUGCAGAAUUAUGCCAGGAAAUACAAGAUUCCUAUUGACCAACUGGGCUUCCAGUUUGAACUCAUGGACCAAGAAACAUCAGUGCCCAGUAGACCAGCUGAUGGUAUCUAUGUGAAAGGUUUAUACAUUGAGGGCGCCAGAUGGGACCGAAGUAAGAAGCUUCUAGCUGAAUCCUUACCCAAAGUCCUGUAUGAUAUGCUGCCCAUUAUCUGGAUUAAACCUGGUGAAAAGUCAGCAUUUGAGCAGAAAACCACAUACUUAUGUCCAGUUUACAAGACCAGUGCUCGGCGUGGUGUUCUGUCCACUACCGGUCACUCCACCAACUUUGUUUUCUUUGUUGAGUUGCCAUCUGACCGUCCUGCCAACCAUUGGGUCAAUCGAGGUGUAGCUAUGCUGUGUCAGCUGGAUGACUGAACUGGUACAUGUAACCCCUCCCCAACUCACCCUACUCUACCCCAUAACAACAAAUAUUGUUGUGGUAAUUAGACACGGCAUUACCUCCACCCUUAAUCCAUCUCCAGUCGUCAUUCAUCCUUUUACUUUUCUGUAAUCUUAUUUACCUUUGUUCAUAUUUUACCAUUGAAAACGAAAACGUAACAAGUCAAAUGUUCUAGUUUAACAGCCCUUGUUUACUGUUGUUGCAUGUACAUGUAGAUGUUCCAUUUCAUUUUCACUCUCAAGGGCAAGGCACACUCAGUGCUGCAGGUUUCGUAUGUCAAUAUUUUUGAGUGUCUUUUAGACAGAAAUUUGGGCAGUCUAAUUUCUUCUGUGUAUCUACAGAGUGUCGGGUCAACUCGACCAUUUGCCAACUCAACCGUUGUGUGUUCAACUGUAAAAGUCAACUCGACCAUUUGCCAACUCGACCGUUGUGCGUUCAACUGUAAAAGUCAACUCGACCAUUUGCCAACUCGACCGUUGUGCGUUCAACUGUAAAAGUCAACUCGACCAUUUGCCAACUCGACCGUUGUGCGUUCAACUGGAAAAGUCAACUUGACCGUUGUCCAAAUCGUUCGCUGUGUCGUUGUGUGUGAACAUGUAUAUGCCAACAAGGGAACGUAGUUCUAAACAUAGAUUUUAUUAUGAUAUGUCUAUAGGCACAGUCUCAUAAAAAAAUAAACAUUGCUUUCAUCCAUCUAGUGCACACGAGCACGAGUGAAAUAAAAAUAUUGCAGUGCUGAAUCGUAUGCUGAACUGAAUGUCGGUCACUCUGGCACCUAACCAAUUCAGCCCCUGCCAACUUGGCACCUUGCCAACUCGCUAACCAUCUCCAAAUAAUAAGUAUGUUUGUAAAAAUGUCAUGAAAAACAGUAUAACAUGAUUAGGUUAUAAAACACGUCGGUCUGCAUGCAGCUGCGAUAGCGGGUUACUGGGCAUGACCGGACAGGGGCCGAGCGGUGAUGAGCGUAGUGUACCGUGUGGCGUGGCGCUACAAACAUGUAGUGGCACGUGACGCCAGUGGCGGGCGAGCUAGCUAUGCAGUGUCUGGUUCAUCAGUAUGAUGUUAGUUCAGUUUAAACCAUGCCCACUGGCCAUUAAGUAGCAUUAGAACCAUUGGAACCUGAAGCUAACACAAUUUAAAGUGUUUAUCCAAUGGGCGCUAGUAAUCAGUGGUGCGCGCGCGUGUAUAACGUUUUUACUAACGAACUGGAUAACGGUAAACCCCGACGGCUUCCACCAUAGUCUAGGAGCUAGACGUUGUUAUGGUUUGAUAUGCGAUAAGCCACAGCAGAGGGCGUUAUCACGACCAACAAAUUUCACCCAUUAACCCGUUGUGUAAUGCGCACGCACCUGUUUGGCCUAGUAUAUGCAGCACACAAUUCACAAAAAUUCAAAGUAGUGUUCCAAAGCAAACUUUCAAAUUUCUUCCAGUAUAUAAAAGAUGCAGCAAGACGUUUGUGCAAUUUCACUGGUCAGCUCUUCUGUUGUGUGUAGUAUGUGUGAGACUGAAAAUGGACAGUAAUUGCCUGCAGAAGUCACGCAUGCGCACUAGUUUUAAAAGAUGUCCUAGUCAUUGCUACUGACAGGUUCUUGGGUGAUUAUGGGUUGGUCGUGAUAGCGCCCUCUUGUGGCGUAUGGUUAUUGCUUCGGCGGGUUAUCACGUUAAACCAUACAGACGUCUAGCCCCUAGAAAACUUUCACCGGAAUAUGGUGCAUGGUCUGCACGUGAGGCUGUUUGUGGCAUGGGGCCCAGUAGAGCAUGUACUAGUGUGCAUGAACGAACAUGCCCAUGCGUGCUGGCCGCCCGGUCAUGGUGGGCCGAUGAAACACGAGGCUCUAAGCCUAGCGCCUCCCAGCCCGGCCCCCUUCUCAGUUAGCCCUGUGCGCGCUCUAUUGUUACUCCCAUUGUUGUGGCCGCUAAAAUGUAUCUAUCAUAGCCUAUCUCAGUAUCUGCAGACUGGUCUCGCUGAUUUGUUACUUCAUAUUAUUUUGGUUUUCCAUACAUGUAUUUAAUGCUAGGGUGUACCGUCACUAAUACGUCCACGGUGGUGAACCCUGAACUGCCAAAGAUUUUGUGGUAUGAUUUCCAUGAAAUUGCAAGACAUUGUUUCCUCUUGAAAAAGAAUGACACAACAAAAUAAAUACUUUUUGAAUCAUUUUGAUACGAACUUGGAUCUUUGAAAUAUAACAAUUUAAAUGGCAAAAACCAGUAAAACAUUCAGUCUUUUUUGGUGUCGUAUUGUGUUUAUUUUUAUAACUCAAACUUUUCAAAACCAAAGAAAAUGUUUAAUAUAUCAUUGGAAUGUAAUUUGAUUUGAUUGUUAUCUCUCGUAGUCUCAUUACAAAAAAAAGUAAUGUCUUUCAUUUUCGGUUCACCGCAUGAGGUGACAGUCAUGUCCUGGCCCACAUGAUCGCAACCAGACAAUAUCAGAUGGCCCGCCGUGCCACACAGGUAAAAUACACUUGGCAACACGGAACAUGCAUAUGCGUAAUUGCCGUUUCCGCAUGCCAGACAUAUUUAUUUACUAAUUUUUUGGGUUAGAGAAAAGGAAAAUUAAUUGACAAUACAUCUUUUAUUAAUAGAUGCAAAAUAAUUUUACUUUUGGAUAUGAAUGAUUGCAUCUGUAAACAUGGAGUGGCUGUGCUGAUUUAUUGAGCGUAACAAAAUCGUCCCUAAAAGCCAGGACGAACUCAUGCUAUAUGAAUGAUUACUAUGCACACUAAAAAUCAAAUCACACAACCCAAGGAUAUGUCGAGUUGUACAUACAACGGACGAGUUGGCAAAUGGUCAGGUUGACUUGAAAGUGAAGUCGAGUUGGUCAACGGACGAGUUGGUCAAUGGAUGAGUUGGUCAAUGGAUGAGUUGGUUCAACGGUCAAGUUGAUACGACGGAGGUGUUGGUAAAGGAUCAUGUUUCAAGUCAAGUUGACAAACGGUCGAAUUGACUGCAGUCCUACAGAGACAUGCAUGGAAGUUUGUACAAAUCAUGACACAUAGCAAACUUCAAAGUUAAAUCCCUCAGUCAAAUGUGUGAACCAAGAAUGUGGAGGCGGAGCCUGUGGUACACUCUCAGUUACAGUGUUCUACCUACAAAAUUGCAAUGAACACAAUUUUCACAUAAAUUUGGCAGACAUUUAAAGCUGACUUGUUCACGUUUGCCUUGUUCACGUUUGCCUUGUUUGUCAUAAAAACUUCAGGGGUUUUGGGGGUCAUGCAAUCCUUGGAUAAUUUUGUUCAUUUGGUGGAAUUCGUUGUAAAUCCAUGAAAGUCAUUGACAUGCAAACAUAUUAACAUUGCAAAAUAUGCAUAUUUUUUUGGUGUUUUCAGUUGUUUAAAUGCUUAACAUCUUUCUUGCAAUACAACUAAAAACCAUUUUGGUUAUUAAAAAAACAUAGAGUUUAGAAAAGAAAAAAACAAAAAAUAGUAGGCCUAUGUGUGAAAAAGAAAAAAAAACCAGGGUAUAAACUUAAGAUAUACAUGUAGAUUAAAAGGGCGUGCCACGUGAAAGAGUAGGUUAUAUUUUUGUAUGCAUUGAGUAGUAACAAUACAAGUGGAGAGAAAUGACAAUGAUAGACCAGAUAUGGUAGAUAGAAGUCACAGCUAGAGAUAAGAGAUUGCUGUGUUGCUUAAUAAUUUUGGAUUAUAUUAUAAAAUCUGUAAUGAUACAGUGACUAAAAGACAAUGUUUUCAAUUCCUGUGUGACCAUUUCUUUAAACAAUAAUCUUUGCAUAAUCACUUUGUGCUGAUGUAUCUACACCAGAGUAUAUUCAGUCCAAAGUAUACGACAGAGUGCCUUUUCUGUCUCUCAAAUAUCAUCAUUUGACUUUGUAGGUGAUUCUUAUUGCAACUCAACUUGAUGCACUAAUUGAACAAUAAUGUUCCUCUAAGAAAUUUGAAUAUUAAGGUUGACUUAAAUUAGGUAUUGUAAUCUAUUGUAUAUGUGAAUAAUCAUUCCAUACAAGUAAAUUAUUUCUUUGUACAUAUAAUCAUCAGAUUGAGAAUUAUGUAUAAUUGAAGAUAUUGAAGUGGAAAAAUUAUAACUAUUGUAAAUCCGUCCUAACAAUCUAAAAUGAAAGAAUGUAUCAACAGAUAUUUAUUAAUUUUAAUUUCUAUGAAUUAUUUUAUUGUGAAUUUGACCUUUCUAAAUCACAUACACUGUAUAUUCACAGUUCCUGAUUGAGGUGUGAAUUCUGUUAUCUUUGUGAUAUAUGUAAUUUUCACAAAUAAAUAAGUGUUUUUCAAUGUGUAAUAUUGUCAAUCUAUUUUUGCAAGAAUGAAUGAGAGUGCCUUGAUUUUUCUAAAGAGUAAUCUAUUUUAAGUAUUUUUCAUUCAAUUAUUUUGUGUGUGAAUAUAAUUCAAGAGUGAUAUAGAUUUUCUACUUGUAGUUAAAAUACUACCUGUAACGACUUACUGCCUCAGAUUCUACAGGUAUACAGAGCGAGUAAAAAAAAUGGCUAUUUGGAAAAUUCAUUGUCUCCCACAAAAGCGGAAAAGGUUACAAGUUUGUUCUCCUCAGCCAACAUUCGAUCUGGGUAUUGACCAUAUUCAGUACAAAUGUCACUGAUAUUCAGCAAUGCAUGCAAAGGAUACAUGUCUUUCUUUGUGAUAUACCCCAAAACACUACCAACACAAUGUUUCCCAAUAUUUUUAAGGGGGUAUUUAACAUUAUUUAAAGGCGCAAACGAGAACCUGAACAAGGGGCACCAGAAUGCCCAGAUUUUUUCUGUGGGGUACCCCAAGGACCAGGUGUACUGCAUUGUGCCAAACACCCUGCAGGAUUUUCGUAACAAAUUACUGAUGAAAUCCAAGCCCUCAGAAGAACAAGAAUGACCCGCAGAGCUAGUCAUGAGGAUAAUGGGCACAACUAUGCACUGAUCUGAAUAAGACUGGUGGAAGGUCGAGCAGCAGGACAGUGAAAAUAUGAACCUUAUGUGUCAUUCACUUUCAAGUUCAAUGAAUGUAAUUCCAUUUGGUUGAUGUCUGUACUUCUCAAUGUUGCCAUUGUGUUCAUAGCAAAAGCAAAAGGCCUUUUCUGAACAUUGUGUUGAGAGUGUUUUUGGGUAGUAACAAAGAAAGGCCUUUAUCCCUUGCAUGCAUGGAUGAAUAUCAGUGACAUUUGUACUGAAUGUGGUCAAUACCCAGAUCGAAUGUUGGCUGAAGAGAAAAAAUGGUGAACUUUCCCAAUUUGGGGGGAGACAAGGAAUUAUCCAAAGGGACAUUUUUUUUACUCGCCCUUUAUUUGCAAUAAGCGUAGGCUUAAAAAUAUCUGUUGAUGGUUAAGAACUGCACUGUAGUUGUAUUGAAAGAUUGUUUCACUCAGUGUUUUUUUUUCUCCAUCAAAAUCUGAUUGAAAAUGAUCGUCCUAUUGCCAAAAAAAGUUUUGGGGUGAUCAAUCUUUCCAGUCAAAUGUCAUGUCAUCCUAAUCGUGCAAAUCAAAUUGAAACUAUCUGCAAGUAAGUGUUGUUGCUGUUUUGUUUUAUUGUGUAAUUCACAUUGCUUAUUAACCCUCCUGCUAUUUGAGCAGUCACAAACAGUCUAAUAAAUUCACUUCCAAUACCCUAAUAUACUUUUAAUGAAGGCUAGUCACUAGCAGUCAGAUCAUAUGUCAAGCAAGCACUUUGACUAGUCAAACUGGGUCAACAGACAAAGCAGACAAGUUGUGGUCACAGCUAUUUUAUUGCUCACUGGGAGUCAAAGCAUAGCUGUAUCAAGUUACCUAAACAGUCUCAGCCAGGCAAUUCUGUUGAAAACAGUCACUUGUUUGAUUUCGACUUUAAGGAAUACUUGGCACAGAAUGUAUUUUUGCAUAGAAAGUUUUGCACCAAUGAGCAAAAAAACCUGUUUAAUUUUUAUGACAUUUUUGGUAGGUUUUGUAUAAAAUAUGUUGAUGCAUUCAUGAUCUGCUAUCAAUUUCUUGGUAGAGUAACUGGACAAGUACAAAUAAAAUCUGUCCUUUUUAUGUAAA
Patiria miniata (bat star) is the source of this 19892-nucleotide messenger RNA. Its product is annotated as dynein heavy chain 3, axonemal-like. Gene Ontology annotation, molecular function: minus-end-directed microtubule motor activity; dynein intermediate chain binding; dynein light intermediate chain binding. The coding region runs from base 500 to 13903 and encodes 4467 amino acids. Gene Ontology annotation, biological process: microtubule-based movement. The transcript has 86 exons. The record is from RefSeq and is a predicted model, not a curated record. Gene Ontology annotation, cellular component: dynein complex. NCBI's taxonomy places the organism in Eukaryota, Metazoa, Echinodermata, Asteroidea, Valvatida, Asterinidae.